AUGGAAUUGCCUCCUGGGUUGGCUGUCCAAGGUGAACAGAAAGUUUGUCGUCUUUUAAAGAGCCUUUAUGGCUUGAAGCAAGCUUCCAGGCAAUGGUAUGCCAAACUAUCCCAGGCCCUUCUUUCCUAUGGAUUUGUUCAAGGUAACUCUGAUUGUUCUCUAUUCAUUAAGAAAUCUGAAAGUUCUUUUAUGGCCUUAUUAGUCUAUGUGGAUGAUGUGCUAUUGGCAAGUGAUAGCAUUCUGGAAAUUGAAAGGUUGAAGACCUUUUUAGAUGCCAAGUUCACUAUUAAAGACUUAGGCCCACUGAAAUACUUUCUUGGCUUGGAAGUUGCAAGGUCCAAGACUAGUAUCUUCUUAUGCCAACGAAACUAUAUACUUGACAUACUUGAAGACACUGGUUUAACUAGAUCCAAACCUAUUGCCUUCCCUAUGGAAUCUACCCUCAAGUUAUCAGCAAAUGAUACCAAUUUCUAUGAAGAUCCAUCAGGUUACCGAAGACUCAUUGGCAGAUUAUUUUACUUAACUCUCACUAAGCCCGACUUAGCCUAUUCUGUAAAAGUACUCAGCCAAUUUUUAGCAAAACCUGCUGUUAGUCACCAUCAAGCAGGCAUUCGAGUACUGAGGUAUCUAAAGGCCAUACUAGGGCAAGGCUGUGUCGAUACUAGAAGAAGUGUCACUGGUUUUGCAAUUUUUCUUGGCAACUCAUUGAUUUCAUGGAAAUCAAAGAAACAAGUUACAGUUAGUCGAUCCUCUACAGAGGUAGAGUACCAAGCCCUUGCAACUGCCACCUGUGAAAUUCAAUGGCUUUUUAAUGCCUUGCAAGACCUGGAUAUCAAACAUUCACAGUCAGCUUUGCUAUAUACUGACAGUAAAUCAACAAUGCCCAUCACCACAAAUCCAGUUCAACAUGAGAGAACAAAACAUAUCUAG
Messenger RNA from Vitis vinifera (wine grape), 930 nucleotides. RefSeq lists its product as uncharacterized. Bases 1 to 930 code for a protein of 309 amino acids. NCBI's taxonomy places the organism in Eukaryota, Viridiplantae, Streptophyta, Magnoliopsida, Vitales, Vitaceae. The record is from RefSeq and is a predicted model, not a curated record. The transcript has 2 exons.